Solanum pennellii is the source of this 1784-nucleotide messenger RNA. RefSeq names its product trihelix transcription factor ASR3-like. The transcript has 2 exons. The coding region runs from base 540 to 1577 and encodes 345 amino acids. The record is from RefSeq and is a predicted model, not a curated record. Lineage: Eukaryota; Viridiplantae; Streptophyta; Magnoliopsida; Solanales; Solanaceae.
AUCUUGGUGUUAUGAUGAGUGUAGGCUUAGCCUCAUGUGUGAUUAUGCUCAUCAAAUUCUUUCUUCCAUGCAGCAAAUGACUAUUAAGCCCUUUUUCCACAAAUCCCAUCUCACUCCACCCUACACACCUCUCUGCAAGAAAAUGUUUUGGGGUUGUAAAUAUGUCAGUUUGAAUGGAUUUGUUUGGACUUUUCUUAUAAUUUAUCAAUUGGUUUCUCUCUCUCUUCAAAAAUAAAAAUAAAAAAAGACCACAUCUUCUUAAACCCCUCUCCCUAUCUAUUCUUUCAUUUUGUUAUUAGUGGUAGAAAUCACUAGUUUUAGAUUUGAACUUUUACUUUUCAAGAUCUUUUGAAAUUUUUUAGGAGAUCUAGCUCUCAAUAAAGAGCAACUAAUUUUUAUUUUUUUUUAUGGUAAUUCACUUUUACUACUUCUCAUCAUUCUUAUUUGCAAAUUCCAAAACCAUCCACAUGAAUUUAUAAACCUUGUCCUUUUCUUUAAGAAAAUUAAAGACUCCUCCUUUUUGUCUAAAGUUGUUUUGCAUGGAUAGUAGUAGUAGCAUGUUGAGGGACUAUAGGAAAGGGAAUUGGACAAUUCAAGAAACAAUGGUACUUAUAGAAGCAAAGAAGAUGGAUGAUGAAAGGAGAAUGAAAAGGCAAGGAGGGGAUAUUGGUAAUAGUAGUAGUAGUGAAAGAGGGAAUAUUAAUAAACCAGGUGAAUUAAGAUGGAAAUGGGUUGAAGAUUAUUGUUGGAGACAUGGAUGUUUGAGGAGUCAAAAUCAAUGUAAUGACAAGUGGGAUAAUCUCAUGAGGGAUUUCAAGAAAGUUAGGGAAUAUGAAAGAAGAGUGUCUGAAAAAUUAUUAUUAGCUCAAGGGAAUGAUGAUGAAAAUAUUAUUAAGUCUUAUUGGAAGAUUGAAAGGAUUGAAAGGAAAGAAAAGAACUUGCCAACUAAUAUGUUGCCUGAAAUUUAUGAAGCAUUAGUUCAAGUUGUUGACAAAAGGGGUCAAAAAGUGCUUGUUGGUUCUUCUUUUAAUCCAACCACAACUUCUAUGUCUCCCACAUUGCAACAACUUCAAAUUGCAACUUUGCCACUACCACUACCACCACCACCACAACUAUUACCACCACCUCCUCCACCACUUGUACAACCACCACCACCUAAUAUUCCUCAUACUCAACCUUUACCAACAAUGUGUGAUAGCUCAGAUCAUGAUAAAAGUGAACAUUCAGAUUCACCAGCAAAGAGGAGAAGAAAAGGCGAAGGAGGAGGAGGAGGAGGAGGAGGCGAAGCGAGUGGGACUAGUGGUGAUCAUCAUAACACACACAAUUUGCAAGAAGUUGGUAGUGCAAUCUUCAAAAGUGCUACGAUUAUAGCAAAGACGAUUAAAGCAUCUGAAGAGGGAGAAGAUAGAAGACACAAAGAAAUGUUGAAGUUGCAUGAAAGAAGAUUGCAAAUUGAGGAAUCAAAAGCUGAGAUUAAUAGACAAGGCAUCAAUGGACUUGUUGAUUCUAUCAAUAGACUUGCAAAUUCAAUCCUUUCUUUAGCUUCUAACAACAACCAACCACCUCCACCUAAAUAGAAUUAUUCUACUACUAAAACACAUUGAAAGAGACUAAUUAAUCACAAUACAUUGUACAUAUACCUCAUCAUUGAUUAAUUCAUCAUGUAAUCUUGUGGAAUGUGGAUAAUGUUCCACCUAAUAUUGUCUCUCUCCUGUAAUACUGAAUUAAAGGGUUGUUAAUUGUUGCUCUUAAGAACUGCUUAUUUUUUAAAAUAUUUUUCAAUA